Mycotypha africana is the source of this 1924-nucleotide messenger RNA. RefSeq names its product armadillo-type protein. The record is from RefSeq and is a predicted model, not a curated record. Gene Ontology annotation, biological process: protein import into nucleus. Gene Ontology annotation, cellular component: cytosol; nuclear envelope. The transcript is spliced from 4 exons. Lineage: Eukaryota; Fungi; Mucoromycota; Mucoromycetes; Mucorales; Mycotyphaceae. Bases 1 to 1650 code for a protein of 549 amino acids.
AUGACAGCCAGCUUUGUGACGUCGUGUACCGAAUGCUUGAUCCGUCACUACUUGAUACUGACAUCCGAGGACAUUGAACAAUGGCAAGAGGACCCUGAAGGAUGGCUGACGGAGGCAGAGGCCGAUCAGUGGGAAUUUGAGUUGAGGCCGUGUGCUGAAAAGACGUUCACGACCUUACUUUAUCACUACCGCGACCUUCUCUUGCCUCUUCUUUUGCAUUUCGUCGAUCAAGCGGUCGUGCUUGACCGACAGGACCCACAAGCCUUUUUUUUCAAAGAGGCUGUUUAUAGUGCGAUUGGACUGGGUGUCAAAACCCUGUAUGGCCAUUUUGAUUUUGAACGGUUUGUCAUGACCUAUCUGGUCAAAGACCUUGACCGUCCCGCCGGCCCUCCUCCCAUGAUCAAGAGACGUAUCGCUUGGACGCUAGGAAAAUGGGCGUCGGAAUCGAUCAGCGAAGAGUGUCGUAAAGUAGCCUUUGAUGUGUUGCUCCAAUGGAUGGCGGCGCCCCCUUCAGAAGAAAAAGAACAAGAACAACAAGGUCAACAGCGGGUGGUGCAGCUCACCGCAGCGCAUGCAUUGACGCAAGCCGUCGAUAACUGGGAAUUUGAUAUCCAGCUGUUUCUGCCCUAUCUGGGUUCGACCCUGACCCACCUACUCCACCUGCUUUCUCAAGCGGAAGCGCCAGAGACCGUUCUGUCACUGGUCACGGAUGUGAAAGCCAUCCUUAUGAGAACAGGAACCGAGAUUUUACCGUUUGCCUCGGAUAUCAUUCAAAUGUUACUCCCUUGUUGGCAACCCACAAGGGAGCCUUUACUCUUAUCCUCCUUGAUAGAUACAUUUCGACAUGUUGUCGCUGAAGCCCAUGUUUAUUUGUUAGAAGAUGCUUUGGACCUCUGGUGGACGCUUUUACAGACCGCACCGAUGAACAGCCCUGAAUUCAUGUCGCUUUACUAUCCACCGGCUCUAGCGCUUUUAGAUUAUGACACUGAAAACCUUCGUAAAGUGCUCAAGGUGAUAGAAAGUUACCUCUUGCUCGACCCGUCCUCCACAUUAGCCCCGCCAUAUCAACCCAUCUUGUUUGAGAAGCUGGCUUCCAAGGUGAAGGAUACGACGAGGGGUCCUGUGGCUCAUUAUGUAUCGCAUACGCUGGAUCUUGUGCUUCAGAGUGCACCGUUGUCGGUCUAUGGUCAAGCCCUUGUCGACUCGGAUGUAUUGACCAAUAUACUUGAAUUGUUAAUGAAAGAGGACAAGAGUCAAGCCAUGGCAACGUAUAUGAAUGUAUUUGCAAGAUUGGCUUUUUUGGAUGCCAACUUUGUGAUGCGCAUCCUUCAAACAAAAACUCAACCACAGCAGCCACAAGACGAGGUGAUCAGUAGGGUAUUGGAUAGAUGGUUGGACAAUGUUAGUUUUCUCUUAAUGGAAAAAAAAAAAAAAAAGGGAAAAAAAAAGCUGAUGGUUUUUUUUUUUUUUUUUUACAAGUUGGAUUAUUUAGAUGCACAGAAAAAGAGGGUUGCCUGUGUAGGAUUGACCCAUUUGUUACUGUCCUCGAGUAGUAGCCAUAGUAGUGGUGAUGAUGUUGUGAAGGCAGUAGUGAUGAACAAGUUACCCAAUAUCAUGGCGGUGUGGAUGGAUGCUGGCUUUGACAGGUAGAGCUGCCUAUUGAGUUGACCAACCCCUAGAUGCGUAACCCUUCUCUCACACCCUUGUUUGUCCAUUUAGCGAUCAUGCUGCAGCGCUUGUGUCAGAGGAAGAGAUGGAUAUCAAUGAAGUAGAAGCAUGUCAAGAAACGCUUAGAAAGAAACAAGUAAGUUGCGCGCUUCCCCUCCUUUGAAAAGAGUAAGCAUCUUUUUUCUUAUGGUGUCCGUUUUAUUGGUUAGCUUGUAGAAAAUGAUUCUCUUUAUCACGUCCACUUGCUGGCAAUGAU